UGUGCGGCCGGGGGGAGCGGAGCGGGGCUGCUCGGCUCGGCUCGGCCCGGCUCGGCAGGGCUCGGCUCGGCCCAGCGGGGCUGCCCGCUCCCCGUCCCCCGCUUUCGUCCGCUCCGUGCCCGGGCGCCUUGGGUGCAGCAUGAAGUGCGGCGAUGGCCCGGAGGGGUAAGACGGCGGUGAGGACGCUGGAAGACCUGACGCUGGACUCCGGCUAUGGUGGCGCGGCGGACUCGGUGCGCUCGUCCAACUUGUCGCUGUGCUGCUCGGAUUCGCACCCCGCGUACCCCUAUGGAGGCAGCUGCUGGCCGCACCUAGCUGGCUCCAUGCACAGUCGCCACAACAGCUUCGACACCGUCAACACCGUCCUAGCGGAAGACUCGGAGGUGCUGGACUGCGCGGGGCAGCAGUGCGCCCGGCUCCUGCCCGACCUCGAGGAGGUCCCCUGGAGCCUGGAGGAGGUGGAGGCGCUGCUGCUGCCGCCGCCGCCCCGCCGGGAGCCGCGGCCGCCGGGCGGUGUUGGUGCCGGUGUCGGUGCCGGUGCCGGGAGCCGGGAUGCCGCGGCGCGGCUCUCCACGCUGGUGAGCCGGGCGCUGGUGCGCAUCGCCCGGGAGGCGCAGCGCCUGAGCCUCCGCUUCGCCAAGUGCACCAAGCACGAGGUGCGCAGCGCCAUGGAGAUCGUCCUGGGCUGGACGCUGGCCGCCCGCUGCACGGCGGCGGCGCUGGGCGCCCUGUCCCUCUACAACAUGAGCGGCAGCGGCGGCGACCGCUUCAGCCGCGGCAAGUCGGCGCGCUGCGGGCUCGCCUUCUCCGUGGGCAAGUUCUACCGCUGGAUGGUGGACAGCCGCGUGGCCCUGCGCAUCCACGAGCACGCCGCCAUCUACCUCACGGCCGGCACCGAGAGCCUCUUCCGAGACAUCCACGCCAGGGUGCUGGCCGGCCCUGCCGCCCCCCUGCCGCCGCCCGGCCGCCCCCCGGCCGACAAGGACAAGGAGAAGGACAAGGAGAAAGAGAAGGAGGGCGCCGAGGGGCCGCGCUUCACGCUCGAGGCGCUGGAGCAGACGGUCAACAACGACCCCGAGCUGUGGGGCUUGCUGCAGCCCUACCAGCACCUCAUCUGCGGCAAGAACGCCAGCGGUGUGCUCUGCCUGCCGGACAGCUUGAACCUUCACAAAGACCAGCAGCGAUCCAACAAGCCUGGGGAAGUGCAGAUGUUCAGCCAGUCAGAGCUAAGGACCAUCGAGCAGUCUUUACUGGCUACGCGUGUGGGGAGCAUUGCCGAACUCAGUGACCUGGUGUCCCGAGCCAUGCACCACCUCCAGCCACUCAAUGCCAAGCAGCACGGGAAUGGCACGCCGAUGCACCAGAAGCAGGGAUCGCUCUACUGGGAGCCUGAGGCUUUGUACACCCUCUGCUACUUCAUGCACUGCCCGCAGAUGGAGUGGGAGAACCCAAAUGUGGAGCCGUCCAAAGUCACGCUGCAGACUGAGAGGCCGUUCAUUGUGCUGCCUCCCCUGAUGGAGUGGAUACGGGUUGCCGUGGCUCACGCGGGGCACCGUCGCAGCUUCUCGGUGGACAGUGAUGACGUACGGCAGGCAGCGAGGCUCUUACUGCCUGGAGUUGACUGUGAACCUCGACAGUUAAAAAUCGACGACUGUUUUUGUGCAUCUCGGAAACUGGAUGCAGUUGCCACUGAAGCGAAGUUCAAGCAAGACCUGGGUUUCCGAAUGCUCAACUGCGGCCGAACGGAUCUGGUUAAACAGGCCAUAUCCUUGCUGGGGCCGGAUGGGAUUAACAGCAUGAGUGAACAGGGCAUGACUCCACUGAUGUAUGCUUGUGUCAGGGGUGAUGAGGCUAUGGUGCAGAUGCUGCUAGAUGCUGGAGCAGAUCUGAAUGCUGAGGUUGUCAGUACUGCUCAUAAAUACCCAUCCGUCCACCCUGAGACCCGCCAUUGGACAGCUCUGACAUUUGCUGUGUUGCAUGGACAUAUUCCUGUAGUUCAGCUGUUGUUGGAUGCUGGAGCAAAGGUAGAAGGUUCCUUGGAGCAUGGAGAGGAAAAUUACUCUGAAACUCCUUUACAGUUGGCAGCAGCUGCUGGAAAUUUUGAACUGGUCAGUUUGCUGUUGGAGCGAGGAGCUGAUCCCAUGAUAGGAACAAUGUACAGGAAUGGCAUUUCCAUGACUCCACAAGGUGACAUGAACUCUUUCAGUCAGGCUGCUGCACAUGGACACAGCCAUCCAGAGGAACAUAGAUACAGGAAUGUGUUCCGUAAGCUGCUUGCUCAGCCAGAGAAGGAAAAGAGCGAUAUCCUGUCACUGGAGGAGAUCCUGGCUGAGGGGACAGACUUGCCCGACUCUGCAGCAGCUCCGCUUUGCGCCAGCCGCAACAGUAAGGCCAAGCUGAAAGCCCUGAAGGAGGCCAUGUACCACAGUGCCGAGCACGGAUACGUGGAUGUGACCAUUGACAUACGGAGUAUAGGUGUUCCCUGGACGCUGCACACAUGGCUGGAGUCCUUGCGAACAUCCUUCCAGCAGCACAGGCGACCCCUCAUCCAGUGCUUGCUAAAGGAAUUCAAGUCCAUUCAAGAAGAAGAGUACACAGAGGAGCUCAUCACACAGGGGUUGCCUCUGAUGUUUGAGAUACUGAAAGCCAGCAAGAACGAAGUGAUAAGUCAGCAGCUGUCCGUCAUUUUCACUCAUUGCUACGGACCCUACCCUAUUCCAAAGCUUGUUGAAAUCAAGCGCAAGCAGACCUCUCGCUUAGAUCCCCAUUUUCUUAACAACAAAGAGAUGUCAGAUGUUACAUUUCUGGUGGAAGGAAGACCAUUUUAUGCACAUAGAGUGUUGCUAUUUACUGCAUCACCAAGGUUUAAAGCAUUGCUGUCUAGCAAGCCCUCAACUGAUAGUACUUGUAUUGAGAUCAACUAUGUGAAGUACCCCAUCUUUCAGCUGGUUAUGCAGUAUCUUUACUAUGGAGGUGCAGAGUCACUCCUGAUUAAAAACAAUGAAAUCAUGGAGCUUCUCUCUGCUGCUAAAUUUUUCCAGCUCGAAGCUUUACAACGACACUGUGAGAUCAUUUGCGCAAAAAGCAUUAAUACAGAAAACUGCGUAGAUAUUUAUAAUCAUGCCAAGUUUCUCGGAGUCACAGAGCUAUCUUCCUAUUGUGAAGGCUACUUUCUAAAAAAUAUGAUGGUCCUCAUUGAAAACGAAGCUUUCAAACAGCUGCUGUAUGACAAGAACGGAGAAACAUCUGGUCAAAAUGUACUACAGGACUUACAGAGGACGUUGGCUACAAGGAUUCAGUCAAUUCAUUUGUCUUCUUCAAAGGGCUCCAUUGUAUAAAGCUGAGGAAGAUGGUAACGCUUUAAUAAUAAAAGACCCUGCAAGUUAAGUCUCCUGUUGCAGUUGCUUAAACAAAUACAAAAAAAAAAAAUAGAUUCUCCUUCGCAUCCAAAUAGUUCUGUGUUGGCCAAAGGCGGUGUGCUGAGGCCACAGCCUCGUUUGGAUGAGGGAAUGCAGAAAAUGUAGCUCCUGCAUGCUUCUGAGCAACAGGGGUACCAGAGCGUCCAGUGCAUCGCUGUUGUACUCAAAUUCUGAACAUGAAAGUGUGGUCGUGGAGCUAGAUGCCAACAAAAGCCAGAACUCACAUCAGUGAACAGCAGAAGCCCCAGCCUGAGCAGUGGUGCCAGGGAACACCUGAAUCGACCAAUUACUCAUUCAAGGCGGUUUCGUCCCAGUGUUUCGCAUUUAAGAACUGUGUCUGUCCUGGAGUCCAUUCUCUCGUACACUUAAGAAAUGUAAGAACUGUUACUGCUGUUGAGCAAAGACCAGUUGUGUUAGAGAGUGGGUAAGACUGUCGCAACUGAGGAAAUAAUACUGGCAGAUUUUUAGGGGUGGGAACUUUUUAAAUUGUUCAUAAAAAAUAAUGGGGUGGCCUUGUAGUUUAAAAACUAUUUCUUAAGCUUAAAAUUUCAUUUUCGACAGAGCUGUGUUUGAGAAUCUAUGUAACAUGUUUUGUUUUAUAAAUGGUUAAAAUGUACAUUGUGUAAACAUACAUAUGAUCGAGUUUUGCUUGUAUUCUUUCCUAAGGUGGUAUAAUCUUGCCUGACAGGCUAUGGUUACGCCAAAGAGGUACAUUACCCAGACUAUCUCUAAUACAGUAGUUGGGGGGGGCAGGAAAAACUGCAUGCUAAUUGUGAUUUGGGGUUAAAAACAAUGACAAACUCAACAUGCAUUUGCAUGGUAACUGUACCUGUGAAAUGUUCUGUUCGUGCUUCGUUUUGCCAAGACAAAUGCAAUGUUACUUCUUGUCAAACUCCAUUUGUGAAAUUAGCAUAUUAUUUUAUCCAGUGCAAUUGUUUGUGAUAUGAUAGCCCCAGAGACCCUUCUCGAGAUGCUGAUGUCUGUUUGUUACAGUGAAGGGAUAAUAACAGAUCCUCUAGUAACGUGUCAAUACUUUGCUACUGGCCAGAGAUUGUGUCCAAGUUAGACUUUUCUUUUUUAAAUUAUAAUUAAAUAUGUACUAUAGAAUGAUUUCUUGUUAUAUCCUGAGAAUGUAUAGGUUAUCUACAAUGCAGGGCUUGGGUGGGGUGGGAUGGGAGGGUGCGAUUUGAUGUCAGAGCUUCACUUACUUUGCAGCGUAUUGUUGGCAAGAUAAAUCUGCUACGUGCCACAACAUUCCUGAUGCUCUGUCUUUGAAUGAUACUUUUCAUGAAUUGUUUGAUUUUAAAAUGUGGAGAAAACCACAGCAAGACAUAGGCAAAGAUAUCGCCUUUUCCAUGGCAAAAAUGACAUUAAUAUAUUUAUUUUCUAGCAUGCUGUUCAGAAACUGUGCCCAGUUCAUAGACUUUAGAAGUUUUAUUUUGGCAGUGCUUGGUAACCUCUUGUUCUUCUGUUGAAGUGUCUACGUCGGCUGCUCUUCCACAGUGAUAGUUUUUGGCAUGCUCAGAGAACAUAGCUUUGGCUUUAGUUAUCAACACGGUAGGGAGCUGUUUUAUCACUCUGAGGUGUAAAUCCUCCUGGGUGCUUGGUCUUUUAAAGCCUGUACAGUUUCUGCAACAAAUUGCAAAAAUGUCUAAACUGCCACUAGUGUCGCGGAGACACAGCAUGUCAUUCAAUUAAACCUUUUUUUUUUUUUUUUCCCUGCACAGUUCCCUGCACAGUGAAUGUCCACACAAGAUGUUGUCGGGAACAUUUAGGUAACAGCAACUUCCUUGUGGCCGUUGCCAUCUUAGAGAAGCAAAACUGAGGCUGAUGCAGCAACAACGUGCAGUUGCUGUUCGGUUUGCCUCCUCAUCCAAGGAAAGCCAUCCUCCCGUGCUAGUAACAACUAGGCAGGAGCAGUCCUCAUCCCGCAGUCUGGCAUCGGAUGUUACAGUGGUAGCCACAAGUGUCACGUCCCGCGUUCAAAGCUCUUACAGGAAGGGAUUACAACUAUUGAUUUAAAAGGGAAUUACUUUUGUCCUUCAAAACACAGGUAAUCCCAAAGUCAUAGAUACAUAGCUGAAAGAAACCUUAAAAAGUCAUAAUUUUCAAUACUUUUUCAUCCUGUAACCCCUAUAACUUUUGGCAGUAGAAGAGCCAGCUCCUGUGUAACCCCGGCGUUCCUGUCUCUGGUUGAGAUAGCUGGAUCACACCAGACAACGUGUAGCUUGCAGGCUCUUGAACCAUCCAGUGACAGGGAUCCAGAGUCUCCACCACCCUCACAGUCAGAAGGGUUUCCUCACAGACUCUUUAGAAAUUCGCUACUGCAAAGCAAGCCACUUUUCCCUCAGGUCCCAGUCAACAGGAAGAGAUGAUGAUCCACGGCCUUUUUAUAAGAUCAUUCUACAUAUGAGAGGAACUGUCCUACUUUCCUCACUAGUAUAAGCCUUUCCAAGUCCUCUCAAUAAUAUUUUCUAGGCCUCUAAAUUUUGCUGUCUUUCCCCUCAUCUCCCCAGCUUCCCCAAAAUGUUCUGCUCCUGCAGGGGAGUUACACAGUAACAGCCAAAGCACAGUGGCUUUCUCGUGAGUUUUAUGUAGAGCAUAUCAGAAAAUAUACCCCAGAAUAUUUUCUACAAGAACAUCCCAUGGCUUUGAUCUGUUCUACCUUGCAUUAUAAUUCCUGGGUGAUUUAAUGCUCCUUUCCCAGGGGUUCCCAUUUGGAUGUGCGCAUUUGUUUACUACACCUUAUGAAGUAUAGCGCUUUAGACUUGUCUUUAUUAAAUUUGUGCUGGUUUAAUUGGGACAAUUUCCCCACUUCAUCAAAAUCAAUUUCAAUUCUGAUCCUGUCUUCUAGCCUGUUUCAUAAUCUCCUGGCUUUAUUAUAUGUGGCUUCAUGCAUGGAUUCUCCGUUCCAUUAAUCUGGGGCUGGGAGGAAGGGCUCUGUUGUAAAUUUAAUCUAAAAAGCAGCAUGAGUUUCGGUGGGUGCCUGUGAAUACCAUCCCUAUCAGAUACGGCUCUUUCCAUCAGAGCGUUUUAUUAGCAUUUUGUGGAGAGAUGGUAUUAUCAUUUUGGAAAGUAAAUGGCCUUCUGCUUCUUUAGGCUUUGUACGAGUUGCGGUAAUUUACAAAUUUAGAGGGAAAAUGUGACCUCUGUGCUCUCCAGCCACUCUAGGUGAGAUGGAAAAAAUACAAAAUCUGUAGAAAAACUUGUAAUUUUUGUUCUUAUCAUAACUUUCCAGCUUGUAAUGGGUGAAGGGCUGUUUCAGUGCCUUUCAUCUGUCUUUUUUUCAUAUGAGCCCAGUGCUGUAAUAUUUGAGGACUUGCAGGUAUCCUGCCCUGCCUCACUGCAGGCCUUUCCUUCUGCCACUCCACGAGGCCCUCCCUUAACUUCCUGAACUCCCUCACAUUUCCACUUUGCCUCGCAUGCUUCCAGUUUCCACACUUCCCAGUUUGUUACUCCGGAGCCCUGCUGGAUCCCGUCCCAAGCCCAGAAAUGGUGUCUGCGUUCUCCCAGACGGGCAAAUUUCCAAUAAUCCGCUUCAGAGCUGGGAAGAGAAGAGGAUGAGGAAUGUAUGAGGGCAAAGGUUUUGGACAUCAGAGAGGAAGGCUGGUAUUCUUUUCAGGACAAAUUUCAGCACUGUCUAUUCCUUUCUCAGAUUUUCCCUGAUCUCUUCCUUAAGCCUGCUGUCCUCUUACGACAGCUGGUGGCCAGAUGCUGUGCUUCUGGAGAAGGGCCAGCUUUGUAACGGCUGAGACUCCUUCCCAGCUAAGGCUGUGCCUGCUUGGACUCGGCUUCUGAGUAGACUUGUGCAAACGCCUAUUAAAAGACAGAGGAGAGGCAUUUUUGAAGAGGUGUGAAGGCUUAGUAGCCAGUCUCUUGUUGGCAUUAUGAGAGCUGAAUCUCCUCCACGUGCUGCUGUUGAUGCUGAGCCUUCUUGUCUUGAACAGCCACCGACCACUGGCUUCCUACCAAGCAGUGAACUUGUCUCGGUUGUGUUGCAGCCUGUGGUGUGCUGGGGACUUUGGGGAACUCUAUUUUUUAUUUCAGUGUUGAACAAUUGCUGCCUUUUGAAGAUUAAAAGAAAAAAAAAAUCAUCAGUUUGCACUGAAGUAAGCUACUCUGAGGUAUGGUGAGGAGGAAGAAAGGGCACCCCCAACCCCUCAGACCUGCCCCAGAUCAGAGGCAGGUUCUGUUACGGCACGGAUUGCCACUAAACCCCUGGGGGCUCAGGUUUGCGGGACUUAAAUCUACUUACAAGAUUUAUUUUUUCAUGUUCCAGAGAAGUAGAGGUGUUAAAGUUCACGCAUCUACGUAGUCAAGGCAAGACUUGGCCAUCUUGGAGAAAAGGCCGUUCCUUGUGCUGCUGUCCAUGGGUUAAAUCCCAGCAGAGGCUGGGAUCCCGCAGAGCUCAUUGAAGUCUGUUGCGUAUAUUUAGUGUCCCUCAGGAGCUGGUUCUGUUUUUCAAAACCAUUCCUGCAGGAUGACAUCCCGAAGCCUGCAUUCACUAAAGCUGCCUCUGAAGUUAGUGGAUGACUUUCUUUUUUUGAUGAACGAGAGUUACCUGAAGUCAAAGACUUGAAGUUAGUUUGUUUGACAAAGUGUCUUUCAUGUGAGGAUCUGCAAGUGCUUUACAGAAAUGAAGUGCCUGAUGUUGCUUUCAUCCCCUAGCACAAAGGCGUAGGCCUGUUGAGAUGUAUAAGCAUUAAAAAGGCUGCUUAGGAUUUGUCCUAAUAUUUAAUAAACCAACCUUCAGAAAGUUAGCCUUGAACUAACAGCCAAAUAAUAUCUGAAACACCACAGAUGAGAACAUCACUAAUUUUAGAUGCUUGUACAUAAGCACAUUUGUAUCUCUUAAUUCCUAGGCCUUCCAAUCACAUCUUCCACACAUCUAUAACAAAACUAAUGCUUUUUAUUCUUUAACGUGCCAUUUAUUUUGAGGUGAGGUCUGUUGUCUUCGGUGGGUGAAAACUGAGGCUGCCAGCUCUGACCAGAUUAUCACUUCUCAGCAGAAUUGCACCCAACCCACCAUUUAUAACUGGCCUAUAAGGG
Oxyura jamaicensis (ruddy duck) is the source of this 8468-nucleotide messenger RNA. RefSeq names its product BTB domain containing 11 (gene ABTB3). The transcript has 18 exons. Gene Ontology annotation, molecular function: protein heterodimerization activity. The record is from RefSeq and is a predicted model, not a curated record. The coding region runs from base 153 to 3338 and encodes 1061 amino acids. Lineage: Eukaryota; Metazoa; Chordata; Aves; Anseriformes; Anatidae.